Molecule: messenger RNA, 303 nt
Organism: Akanthomyces muscarius
Lineage: Eukaryota; Fungi; Ascomycota; Sordariomycetes; Hypocreales; Cordycipitaceae
Exons: 3
Coding region: 1-303 (100 amino acids)
Source: RefSeq, a predicted model, not a curated record
AUGUGCUCCUUCCGUCUUCUCCUUGCCUUGCCCCUGGCAAUCACAGGGGUCGUCAUCGUCGCAAGCCCGGCGUUGCGCGAAGACACUGGAUUACUUCGGGAAAGGGAUAAUUCCUCUGGAAAAAACGUCUGCGGAUCAGAAACUAGUGCCUCUGGCCUUAAAACCAAUUACUACUGCGAAGGCGAUGAACCUGUUUGCUGUCGAGACUCGACAACUACCCUCAAAGACGGAAUCCCGUGGGCCUGUAUUCCAGAGGAUGGACUCUGCUGCGUGGUGUUAAGCGGUGCAAAGGUCCAGGCAUAG